AUGAAAGCUUCUCUCCUCCGACCAUUGACAUUGACCGCUCGACUUCGCGCUGUGCAUCGCGUUAAGCCGCGUCUCAACACCGCUCGCUCGCUCGUCACUCGAGCCGACGCGACAGACCAAUCAGGAUCAGGCGCCUUCGUGCGAGGCCAAGCUCAGUUCUCGAAAUUUUACCCAAGCGAAGCGCGCGAUUUCACGUUCUCGAGACACGUGAUGCUCGCCGUCGACGGCACACAUGCCUCUGAAGACGCCGCACGAUGGGUCAUUCAAAAUGUCGUUCGCUCUGGAGAUCUCCUGCACUUGAUCCACGUCGCCGUUCCGGAAUCGUUCGGAGUUUACUACCUGGGCGCUCCCGGAACGGAGAUCGCAGGAAGCGAGCUGGAUUGGGAACGUAAAGACGAAUUCUGGGCGAGUUGCAUCCGCAGAACCGAACGCAUGCUCGACGGCACCGUCACCCACAUCAUCGGCGAAGACGCCGACGCAGGGGAAGAGAUGACGCCGUUUCGUCCGCCCAUCGAACUCGAUUGCAUCUUGGAUCAAACCUGGUACGCGUCACUUGAUAUACGUAACGCAUAUUUAUCAACCUUCGACAGGGAGCCCGUUGGCGAGGUUUUACUCAACAAAGCGAAAGAGUCCAACGCCGAAAUUCUCGUCGUCAUCAAGCAUCAUAAGAGCUGGGUCCAAAAAAUUUUCUCGGGAUCGGUGAGCGAGUACCUGAUCGACAAAUCUGAGAUCCCCAUCCUCGUGUUUCCAGCCGCGAUGCCCGCGUCUUCGGAAGACUUGAUCUUAGGCGACGAAGACGAUCAAAGUUCCAAAGGCGCGCGUUGA
Ostreococcus lucimarinus CCE9901 is the source of this 825-nucleotide messenger RNA. RefSeq lists its product with no specific name. Bases 1 to 825 code for a protein of 274 amino acids. Lineage: Eukaryota; Viridiplantae; Chlorophyta; Mamiellophyceae; Mamiellales; Bathycoccaceae. The record is from RefSeq and is a predicted model, not a curated record. The transcript has 2 exons.